GGCAUUAGCGAGAUUACUCAUACGUAUUCCUAAUAUGUAAAGCGUUAUACAAAACUGUUUGAGAUCUUAUGUGACAAGUCAGUGUCUAAUAAAUCAUCAUCUAAAGUGUACGUUUCUUUUAUCUUAUGGACCCUCAUACACGCACAAAUAGAGUAGACACCAAAGUGGUGACCCCGACCAACAUGAAUUCGCAAACAGGACCAUCAACCAGCACUGCCACCUCCAGCGGAGUUACCGAAUUGGCAUCAGUAACAGUCUCGUCGAGAAUACCGGAAUUUUGGUGCGACCAGCCGCGUCUGUGGUUUAUACAAUGUGAAGCCAUUUUGGGACCACAAAAGUUGAGUGAUGAGGCAAGAUUCAACCUCGUCGUAGCCAAGCUCGGAAAAGAGGUUAUCCAGCAAGUCAGUGACAUAUUAUUGAAACCACCAGAUACCAAAAAGUUUGACGCAUUGAAAGAGCGUUUAUUGAAGGCUUAUGAAGAAUCAGAGUUAAGACAGUUUCAAAAACUUUUGAGUGGUAUGGAGUUAGGUGAUCAGAAGCCUUCACAGCUUCUGCGCCGAAUGAAAGAUUUGGCCCGUGAAAAGAUUCCUGACGAAACUCUUCGCAUCAUGUGGCAAGGACAUUUGCCUUCUUCCGUCCGUGCCGUGCUAGCAGUGAGUGAGAGUCAAGACCUGGAGAACCUGGCAGCAGUUGCGGAUAAAAUUAUGGAAACGUCAAGACCUUUACAAGUGGCAGAAGUGAACUCAACACCUCUCAGUGACAGUUCGUUCAUUUUGGCCGAAAUAGCUAAAUUGAGCUUAAAAAUCAGAGACAUGGAGAGAAGUCGAAAUCAAUAUAAAAGGUUUAACAAUAAUCGCUCGAGAUCACGUUCGACGUCUCGUGCCCGUAACAUGAGCCGCCGUACGCCGGACAGUCCAGGCUGGCUAUGUUACUAUCAUCAUAAAUUUAGACAAAGAGCAAUUAAAUGUGUGGAACCGUGUGCGUGGAAAAAACCUGAACAAAAGGAAAACUAAACGUGGUGCAGUCGGAGGCGGCGAUUUGCACCAUCAAUCCUGUUCACCGCCUGACCUUAUUGGACAAUAACAGUGGACUUAAAUUUUUAGUAGACACAGGGGCAAAUAUAUCUGUUUUACCA
This is a messenger RNA of Ostrinia furnacalis (Asian corn borer), 1135 nucleotides long. RefSeq lists its product as uncharacterized. The coding region runs from base 126 to 1013 and encodes 295 amino acids. The record is from RefSeq and is a predicted model, not a curated record. NCBI's taxonomy places the organism in Eukaryota, Metazoa, Arthropoda, Insecta, Lepidoptera, Crambidae. The transcript is spliced from 2 exons.